AAAAUAAUUACCGUUGCAGCGAGGCAGGGUAAUCCACCCUUCCUAUGCAGUUCGGGCGGAGUAGCGGCGCGUAAUCAGCCGCGAUGUCACCGUGAUCUUAUCGCAACUCACAGCAAUUGUAUCCUCCAACGGAGCGUCCUCCGCGCCGCACGCUCUCCGACAAUCACCGCUCCGCGGUAUCGAUCGAAGCGUACCCGAGCGAGCGCCGAAAUCGCCGCGGAGCCGAGGCCGAGGAACGGCGAGGACGCCGAACGUGCGGACGCGAAUUUCAACGCGCGAGGAGGUCCUCGCGUUAGAAUCAGAAAACGGGGAGAUGCCACACAAGAGAGAGAGAAGAGGCUCGACGCGCGACGGUCGGUCAGAACCCGAGAGGUUCCGCGCGUUCGUUGGCCGCGCGCGCGGCGGGUAGAACCGAUCGACCUGGCGACCUUCCCCUCCGGAGGUGAACUAACGUCUCCCCCGUCUGCGUCGGCGAGCGUGUAUCCCCACCACUUGACCCACCUGGUCGAACCACCACCUGACUGAGUCCCACCGAAUAAUCCGUGGAGCGCCCAACGCGCGCCCAUGAGGUUCUCAACGAGACGGGAAGAGCGGACCCUGAUAACGAUCCUUGCGCGCAAAUUUUGCCUUGCUUGAGCUUCGCCCGUAAGGGCAAAGAGCAGAGUGGCCGUCUCGUACCCUUCCUUGCCGGAAAUCAUUCCACGAAAUUCUGCAAAAAGAAAUAAAAUAUACUACAAACUAAAAUAUAACUGCCAGAAUCUAAGAAAUUCUACGUAAAUUUAAAAAGUGUUGUAAAAGUCGACAUGAAAAUGCUACAACUGGAACACUCCUGUUAAUUUUUGUAAUAUUUUACAAGUAAGCAGACGUUUUAGUUCUUUGGGAUUUUGUUGUUUCUCGACACCCGAGCGAGGAAACGCGUGGCGAACAUCUGUUUCCUGGGCAGAUGAAGGACGUAAAAAUAGGGAAGCGCUGAGACUUGGCAUGCAAUUUUAGGAGUCGCGCGUCGUCGCGUGAUAUUCGAUUUAUUUCAUUACGAGAAUGCAAAAUGGUUGCACCGUCUGGUGUUUCGCGCCGAGUUCUUUCUGUGGCUACUUGUAGGAAACGAUUACCAUUAACGAGAGAGGCGGAUCGAGUUCCGCGUGCUAUGCUGCGGAGGACCGCCUCGUCCACCUGUUCUUCCUACUUAUCAUCCCGCAAAUAAUGCGGUAUAAAGGGAAGCUGGAUUUAUUCUUUAGCUCAAAAUCGAAAGACUUAUCGCCAGGAAAUUGACAAUUCGUCAAGCCAGUACGCUCGAGCAAUGUAUGGAGAUAGAAUGCCAGCAACUGAAUGCUCUAGCCCUUCGCCAGGAAUAUGAUUACCUGGGAAGCUGGUGAGAAGCUUGAAAUACUCGAAGAUAUCUAUAUUUUGGAUUAAAAUGGAAAAACUUGAAUGUUUUGUUCUAUUUCGAAACUAUCUUUAAGCGCUGCAUCAUUUAUGUCGUAAACGACUGAGUCACGUUAGGGAUCAAAGGAUAAAGGUGUUCCGAGGAAGACAGCUAGACGAAGACGUGGUCUCUUUCGACAACAGAUUUGGAAAGAAGCAGUUUUAUCGCGUUAAUUGAAUGGACAUUGUAUGGCGUGCUUUAUUAAAUUUCUACCAUAACGUUACGUCGCUGGGCUCAUUGCUUAGCAACCGGAGGUAACAACAGAAGCGGCUAUAGCAGUUUAUAGCAUGUUACUUACGUUACGGCCUUACAGCUGCCUCUGUUGCGCGGGGUGGCAGAUGUCUCUCUCAAAUGUCGGCGUCCAACGUCAUCGGGGGAUCGCGACUGGAGUACGAUCCCCACCCCUACAUGGAUCUUCGUGACCGACGUCUUCCGGGAAACUGACGGCUUUUUCUCCCUUCCUUCUACCUGUCUCCUAUAAAUUGAUCGCAACAAGAAAGGACAAGCUUGGCAAAGACGGGACUCCGAGAUGGCGUACAAGCAGCAACCGGUCCAGGACGAGCUGGAGCUGGAGACGAUGGCGGAGGCCGAGCUCUCGAGGCUGAAGAGGCAAUACAGGAUAAUGGAGAACGAUCGGGCGGCGUGCGCGGAGGACGCGAGGCUGCAGCUCCGCAACCAGCGGAACGCGAUCGACCGUCUGGAAUACGAAAAGGCCGAGCUCGUGCUGGAGAUUAAGACCGCACGAUCGAAGGCAUUCACACGCAGGGACAUGGAGAUGGACCGGAAGCUGAAGUGCCUGCUGGCGAGGCGCGCCAAGUACACCGAGCUAAUAGAGAACGAGAAGCAACAGAUAGCCGAGCUUGACGAGCAGAUCAACAAGCUUUCGAAGGAUGUCGCGGGCAUGAAGAUGAAAGUACGCACCGACGUGCAGUCGCGGGAGAUAGCGGCGCAGCACACGAAGACGAUACUCAUGCUGGAGAACCGGGUGGAGGUGGCGACCAAGAGGUUCAACCUGGUGAUAGCGGAGAACGCGAGGCUGCGCGCCGAGAUCGAGACCCUGCUGAAGGAGCGGACGCAGUUCACGCAGGUGUGGGGCAAGCUGAUCGGGCAAUUGAACACGGGCAAGCAGAUCAUCAACGAUCUGAUCGAGCAGGCGACGGUCACGUUCAAUCAACGGGACGAGGAGCUCAACAAGAUCCAGGCGCUUCGCGAGAGGGGUAUAAGGGACCUGAAGAACCACACGUCGGAGAUGUGCGAGUUGCAACGAACUCUGGACAACGAGAUGAAGCUGCAGGAGUUUCUGGGCGUGAAGGGACAGUUCCGUGAGAUGGUCGACCUGAACGCGAAGAGGGAGGCCGAGAGGCAGGCCAAGCGGGAGGAGAAGCAAAACAAGAUAGCGGCCUUCACGCAAAUCUUGCAGACGAUCAGGCAAUUCACCGGCGAGCAAGAGAUCGACAAGCUCACCGCGCACUUCAUCAAGCAAGAGGAGGAGAAUUUCGCACUCUUCAGCUACGUCAACGAGUUGAACGACGAGUUGGAGAGUCUUCAAGCGAGAAUGGAACAGCUGUCGGUGGCCAUCGACGAGGCGCGUGCCCUGAAUGUGCAUCGCGACCAGCAGCAGGCUGAGACAUUGGAAAAGAUCGGCAAGGAAUUGGAGGAACAGACAGCGUUAGCGGACGCUGCCGAAGAGGAUCUCGCUGAGUGCAACGACGCGAUGGAUAAGCUGCUGCGGGGGAUCGACGGCCUCUUCAAGGCGAUACAUUGCGACAACUCGCCGAUUUUAGAAUUGCUGGGCGACAACACCCACGUUACCAUGAGCAACGUCAUGCUCUACUUGGGCAUUAUCGAGAAACGUAUCACCGAGAUGUUCCACAAGGUUUACUGGGUGGACAAGGAGAGCAAAGUUCCGCAGCUGCGACUGGACGAAGAGAGGAAGCCCCGGCUGAAAGUGCCCGUUCUCACUCGCAUCGUACCCACCCAACCCUGUGUCCUCUGCGUGGAACAAGAGCAGAUGCAGUUCGUCUCGGAGGGCCUGGAGGUGCCGCUGACACGUGCCGAAGCCAUGCAGAAGCUGCGACAGAGGCUCAUGGAGGAUUACUCGGAGCUGCUUCACAACGUGUCCGCCUGUCACUUACCGGCGGCUAGAAAGAUUAUGCAAAGACGUUAUCAAUAAAGGGAAUUAACGAAGCGUAUUUUCUUCGCGGAUUUGCGACGUGACCUUUUGCAUCGUGACGACGUUCGCGUGAAAGCUCACGAGGAUUCAGUCCACGAGGGGUAGCAGAUCGUUGCGAGCGCGACCGCGACACAAAUAAUAAUAAUUCUGUAUAUCGAGUUUUUGAAUUGUAACGAUUUACUUAAAUCCAUUUUGAGAUAUAUGUAUAUAGAUUUUACACAAACAUCAGCGAUGUCAUUUUACCAAGCGUUUCAUUAAUUUACUUGGCCAUCGCUCAUCCGCCGGCUUUGCGACAUCGCUUAAUCGCAAUCAGUCGCGGUAAUGG
Molecule: messenger RNA, 3921 nt
Organism: Vollenhovia emeryi
Lineage: Eukaryota; Metazoa; Arthropoda; Insecta; Hymenoptera; Formicidae
Gene: Ccdc114
Product: coiled-coil domain-containing protein 63
Exons: 7
Coding region: 1953-3596 (547 amino acids)
Source: RefSeq, a predicted model, not a curated record